Messenger RNA from Magallana angulata, 4704 nucleotides. RefSeq lists its product as uncharacterized. Lineage: Eukaryota; Metazoa; Mollusca; Bivalvia; Ostreida; Ostreidae. The record is from RefSeq and is a predicted model, not a curated record. The transcript has 2 exons. Bases 1 to 4704 code for a protein of 1567 amino acids.
AUGCUAAAGUUUGAAGAGCUCCCCACAGUUGUUUCCAUUCACAAUCAGCACUUUGAAAUAAAAUAUGAUGAACAGAUUUAUGGAACAGUAACUCAUGAAAAUUGGAACGAAUCAGGUGAAAGUAUCAAUCUAAAGGAAGGCAUUGAAAUGCUAUUCUCUGGUUACAGACAAGGUUUAAUCAUAGUUGGUGGACUUUGUUCAGCAAUAUAUACAGAUGAGAAAAGCUGUCCAGUUUUCUUUGAUAGUCAUUCACAUUCACAGGAUGGUAUGUCAUCUGCAGAUGGAACUGCUCUGAAAAUCACUUUUAAUAAUAUUGAUAGGUUAGUGGAUUAUUUGUUCGCAUAUUAUCAAAGUUGUAAUAUAUCAAUGACAACCCAAUUUGAGUUACAACCAGUGUCAGUGACAAGUGAGGCAGGUACUCUGAAUCUAAGGAAUGAUAUUAAUCCCCAAAUGGAUAAGUAUUUCCAAUAUCAAGAGGACAUGUUGAAAAAACACAAAAAGUCAAGAUCUCGUGAAACCAGAAAAGAGUACAUGAGGAAUUAUAUGAGUAGAAAGAGGGAAAACUCUGAGAAACAGAGGGAAAAAGACAGAGAAAGUACUUUAAAGAGCAUGAGUAAAUCUAGACAGUGUAAAGAAUUCAAAGAGAAAGAAUUAAAAGCAAAGAGAUGUGCUAGGAAAAACCCAGAAACUCAAGUUAAGGGGAAAAAAAGCACCUUAAAGAGCAUGAACAAAUCUAGACAGUGCAAAGAAUUCAAAGACAAAGAAUUAGAUGCAAAGAGAUGUUCUAGAAAAAAUCUAGAGACUCAAGAAAAAAACAGAAAAAGCACUUUAAAGAGCAUGAGCAAAUCUAGGCAGUGCAAAGAAUUCAAAGACAAAGAAUUAGAUGCAAAGAGAUGUUCUAGAAAAAAUCCAGAGACUCAAGAAAAAAACAGAAAAAGCACUUUAAAGAGCAUGAACAAAUCUAGACAGUGCAAGCAAUUCAAAGACAAAGAAUUGGAUUCAAGGAAAUGUUCUAGACAAAACCCACAAACUCGAGAGAACGACAGAAAAAAUACCUUAAAUGGUAUGAAUAAACUUAGGCAAUCUCAGGUCUUUUGUCUUAGAGAGAGGAAUGAAAAGAGAAAAAAACGGGAAAAUACCCUGCAGCUAGAAAAAGAAAGACUAUCAAAACAACAAAGUAGAAAAAAAUAUCGAAAUGCUGAAAAAGAACUUGAUAAAAUCUGCAAAGCCCAGAAAAGAUCAACUACAGUAUUCACAGCACAUGAAAAAGAAUUGUCAAAGAAAAGGAAACAAGGACAUUCUUUAGAUCAAUGCAUACAAAAAUUUCAUAAUCAAAUUAAAAAUGGCCCAGUUUAUGUAUGCACUUGUUGUAAUCAAACUUGGUUUUCUAAAAGUGUUGUGAAGAUGGAGUCUGUAAAUAUUAGUCAAACAAGUCGAGGCAUUUGUACUGGUUUUAAAUCUGUUGAUGAUGUUGAAUGGUUAUGCUUAACAUGUCUUAAAGCCUUGAAAGAUGAAAAGAUUCCACGGUUGUCAGUGAGGAAUGGAAUGAAAUGGCCAGACAGACCAGAAAUUUUGAAGUUGCAUCCAUUGGAAGAAAGACUAAUUUCUCAGAGAAUACCAUUUAUGCAGAUAAGAGAAUUGCCCAGAGGAGGGCAGAUGUCUGUUAAAGGAAAUGUUGUAAAUGUUCCUGUUGAUAUCCAGCCAACAGUAAAUGCUCUUCCUAGACAGUUAGAUGAACAUGUCACAAUUGCUGUAAAGUUAAAAAAAAGACUUUCUCACAAGUCUGCAUGUUUCUCUGAAAAUGUCCGUCCUAAUAAGGUCAUGAAUGCUUUACAAUGGCUUAUGGAAAACAGUGAAUUAUAUAAAUCUUCAGGCAUUAACAUUGAUCAUUCAUGGAGAGAAAUUAUUGAUAAUGACAACCAGGAAGUUGUUAAAGAGCUUGUUGGAACAUCCUCCAGCACUGAUGAACGUGAAACAGAACCAAAUGAUGAUGGAUUUUGUGAAGUUGCUGCAGAUGAUAAUAUUCAAGGCAAUUCUGAUACUCUUGUUGAUGAAGCAGAUAAUGACACCAACAAGGCAUAUGUUUUUGCCCCUGGAGAAAAUCAAAGACCAGUAAGUUUAUACGAAGAUAAAGAUGCAGAGUAUUUAUGUUUUCCUACCAUAUUUUGUGGACAGAGACGAGUAGAAAAUAAUGACAGAGUUGUAUCAGUUCAUUAUAGCGAUGUUGCAAAAUGGGAAUUGCGUAGCAUUGAUCGACGAGCAGCAAAAUCUGUUCCAAACAUUUUUUUCAAGUUGAAGAAAAUUCAGAUUAAACAAGUUAGUGAUAAAGUUAACUUAGCAUUGAGAAGAUGCAAAACAGAGGGAAAGACGAUCACAGCAGAACAAGUUCUGAAUCCUGCCACUGCAGAAAAAAUUGUUAGACUGAAUGAAGGAUAUUAUAUCUUCAGAACACUCAGAAAUUCUCCAGCUUAUCUUGCAUCCAAAAAGAAAGAUGUUUUUGCAAUGAUCAGACAAUUAGGUCUUCCAACAUGGUUUAUUUCUCUUUCAUCAGCUGAUACUCGAUGGGUUGAUCUUCUGAAAACAUUGGCAAUACUUAGAGGAAAGCCUCUUUCAAAUGAAGAAAUAGAAACUCUGGACUGGAAUGCAAAAUCUACUCUAGUUAAGGAAGAUCCAGUGACUUGUGCUAGAUAUUUUGACAACAGAGUACAAAUAUUCAUCAAUACUGUUCUAAAGAGUCAUCACAAUCCUCUUGGUGUUGUCACAGAUGUAUUUCGACGUGUAGAAUUCCAGAACAGAGGUUCACCACAUAUUCACAUGCUUGUAUGGACCAGUGAUGCUCCAAAGUAUAAAGAAAAUAGUGAUGAAGCAAUUGAAGCUUAUGUCGACCAGUAUGUUACCUGCAGCUUGCAGGAAAAUGAUGCUCUUUUGAAACACCUUGUAGAACUCCAGGUUCACAAGCAUUCAAAGACAUGCAAAAAAGGUGGAAAAACAGUUUGUCGGUUUGGAUUUCCUUUGCCACCUCUACCCAAAACAAUGCUGCUUGAACCAUUGGAUGUUGAUGUAGAUACAUAUAGAAAGAAGUACUCUGUUCUUCAAGAAAAAUUGAAUGAAUACAAAGAUGGUUGCAAUUUAGACUAUGACUCAUUCUUGGAAAAUGUCAUAAAAAUGUCACAAGAGGACUAUAUCAGAUGUAUCAGAGCCUCCUUAAAAAGUCGUAAAAUAUUUCUAAAAAGAAGUCCAUCAGAAAUGAGAGUUAAUUACUACAACCAGUCAUUGUUACAGGCUUGGAAUGCUAACUUGGAUAUCCAGUUUGUUUUAGAUCCAUAUGCAUGUGCAACAUACAUUGUGGCCUAUAUCAGCAAAUCACAAAGAGGAAUAAGUGCAAUGCUUGAUAAAGCAUCUCAAGAAGCUACUGAUGGAAAUAUGGAUCUUAAACGACAAGUUCGGCAUAUUGGAAACAAGUUCCUUAAUUUUGUUGAAGUUAGUGCACAAGAAGCAAGCUACUUAAUUCUACAGAUGCCUCUGACACAGUCUAGUAGGGAAGUAGUUUUUAUAAAUACUUCACCUCCAGAAGAGCGCGUUUUUCUUCUCAAACGAGACGAGGAACUGAACAAUUUACCUAAACAUUCAACUGAUAUCAAAGCAGAUGGUUUAAUUCAAAGAUAUGCAAGACGUCCAAAACAAUUGGAACACUGGUGUUUAGCUGAUGUUGUAACAGAAUUGGAAGUAAGUUUUCCCAAAGAAAUGGAAAAAGAAAAUGAUGAUGAGGAAAACAAUGAAGAUUGUCCAAAUGAAUCUGCAGAAGAUAUCUUUUCUGAAAGUGAUGUUGUUGUUCAUUUGAAAAAUGGCAUAAAAAUUAGAAGGCGUAAAAACAAAAGAGUCAUCAGAUAUGUAGGAUACAGUAAAAAGACAAAUUCUGAACUGUACUACAGAGAAAGACUGUUUUUGUUUCUGCCUUGGAGAAAUGAAAUGGUUGACCUUCUUGGAGAUUUUCAAACAUAUGAACAACAUUAUUAUAGAAAAGCUAACAUUAUUCAGAUAAAGCAAACAGAAUAUGAACAUUUCAUGGAGGAAUUAGAAGAAGCUCGACUUCAAGCUGAGGAAGAUCUUGAUAAUUUGGCUACAGUUGCACCAAAUACAGAACAAGCAGAGGCAGAAGAUUUAGAAGUAGAUCCAAAACCAUCAGAAGAGUUUGCUCACUUUGAUCCAGAUACAAUUCAACACAGAGACUAUGAUAUAGGGCCAGAGAUUGGCAUGUCAUCAAAAGUAUCAGAAAUAGAAAUGAGUGCAGUUCGCAUCCCAGAUGAACAAUAUCACAAAUUAUUACAGAGCUUAAACAUAAAACAAAGAGAAUUUUACAAUCAUGUUGUAACAUGGAUUCAGCAUAACACUGAACCAUUGUAUGCCUUCCUUACUGGUGGAGCAGGUGCAGGAAAAUCGGUUGUUAUUGAUGCCAUAUUUCAAACAUUACAUAGAAUCUUGUAUUCUAAAGAAGGAGAAAAUCCAGAUGAUAUAAGAAUACUUCUUUGUGCAUCCACAGGAAAAGCUGCUUAUAAUAUUAAAGGAGCUACUAUUGCAUCAGCAUUUCACAGAAAAAUGUACCAGAACCAACAAAACAUGAGUGCUGAUGAACUGAACUCAUUUAGAACUAAAUACAGGAAUUUGUCAGUUGUAAUUGUUGAUGAAAUUUCAAUGAUGGAUUAA